Syzygium oleosum is the source of this 2388-nucleotide messenger RNA. RefSeq names its product probable LRR receptor-like serine/threonine-protein kinase At3g47570. Gene Ontology annotation, cellular component: plasma membrane. Gene Ontology annotation, molecular function: protein kinase activity; ATP binding; protein binding. NCBI's taxonomy places the organism in Eukaryota, Viridiplantae, Streptophyta, Magnoliopsida, Myrtales, Myrtaceae. The record is from RefSeq and is a predicted model, not a curated record. The coding region runs from base 1 to 2388 and encodes 795 amino acids. The transcript has 3 exons. Gene Ontology annotation, biological process: protein phosphorylation.
AUGAAACUUGUAAGCAUUAGUUUUGCAGGGUUUCAAUCAUGCCACUUGCUUCUUGGUAUUGCUCUUGCUGUAUGUUUUAACCAAGUCUACUCCACCACCAAUGAAAUGGACAGACUUGCGCUCCUUGCAUUUAAGGCCGGCAUAAGCGGAGAUCCUUUCGGCGUGCUCAACUCAUGGAACAAUUCCAUUGGGCUUUGCCAGUGGUAUGGCAUUACGUGUGCCAAGAAGCAUCAGAGGGUCAUGGUCCUGGACUUGCAAUCACAAGAUCUCUCUGGAUCAAUUUCACCUCAUAUCGAAAACCUCGGCUUCUUACGGGAAAUGUUGCUCCAAAACAAUAGUUUCAAUCAAGAAAUUCCUCCACAACUCAGCCGGCUGCACCGCCUUCAUGUCUUACAACUAGACAGCAAUUCAUUAGUUGGUGAAAUUCCCAUAAACAUAUCAGCUUGCUCUAACCUUGUUCACCUCAUCCUUCCAUUUAACCAGCUAACUGGAGAAAUACCUACGGAAGUCGAUUCAUUAUUGAAGUUACGGAUAUUUUCCGUGUAUGGAAAUAAUCUCACUGGGAGUGUGCCUUCCUCCAUUGGGAACUUAUCUUCACUGGAGCAGCUAUAUUUAACCCAGAACAACUUGGGCUGGAGCAUUCCCCAAGUUCUAGGCCACCUGACAAACCUGCAAUACAUUAGCUGCGCAAGAAACAGAUUAUCGGGUACAAUUCCAUUUUCAUUACUCAAUCUCUCUUCGCUAACUGUGUUUGAUGCUGGAUCCAACCAGAUACAGGGGGCUCUUCCUGCAGGUGUUCUCCCCCCAAAUUUGGGGAAUCUACAAAGUCUAGGGAAACUGCAAUUAAGUGAUAACAACCUGAGAGGGAUUAUCCCAUCUUCUUUAGGAAAUCUAACCAAGCCUAUUGAACUAUAUCUUGGUGGGAACAACUUUCAAGGGCAAAUUCCUUCACAUCUAUCAAACUGUCGAUCUCUUGAUUUGCUUGAUCUGUCUAAUAACAAUCUCAGCGGUGCCAUACCCCCACAGCUUAUAGGUCUCUCAUCAUUAGCGAUCAUCUUGAACUUGUCUGGUAACCAUUUGACUGGGGUUUUACCCACAGAAGUUGGCAACUUGAGGGCUUUGACUGCGUUGGACAUCUCACACAAUUUUUUGGUAGGUGAAAUCCCAAGUAGUUUGGGUGAGUGCACUCAAUUGACAUCACUGAGAAUGGGGGGCAACUUCUUCCAUGGCUCCAUUCCUCAAUCAAUCAGAUCGCUAGGAGGCAUUGAAGAACUAGAUCUUUCAUGCAACAAAUUCUCAGGUCAAAUUCCUGAAUUCUUAGCAGUAUUUCGUUUCUUGAAACUUCUAAAUUUAUCGUACAAUAAGUUUGAAGGCAUGUUACCAUGUGAAGGAAUCUUUAAUAAUUCUACCGGUACUUCUAUUAUUGGGAAUAAUGAGCUCUACGGCGGAUUGCCAGAAUUUCAUCUCCCCAAUUGCAUAUCCAAAAGCUCUAAGAGCCGAAAGAUCAAUAUAUCAAUAUUGUUCGCUUAUGUUGCUUCUGGAGUACUUGGAAUAGAUCUUAUUUUAGCUUUAAUAUAUCUUCGUUGGUUGAAGAAGAAAACAAAUGAAUCGGUUUCAAGUUUGAUGGAUGAUUCAUAUCCGGACAUAUCUUAUGGAACACUCCUAAAAGCAACCGAUGGUUUUUCUUCAGCGAAUUUGAUCGGUGUUGGAAGCUUAGGUUCUGUUUUCAAGGGGGUACUCAAGGAUAAUGGAACUGCUGUUGCCGUGAAGGCGCUUCAUUUAUUCCAUCACAGUGCUAUGAAGAGCUUCAUAGUUGAGUGCGAGGCAUUAAAGAAUAUCAAGCAUCGAAAUCUUUUGAAAAUAUUGACAAUUUGCUCAAGUAGUGAUUAUCAAGGAAAUGAUUUUAAGGCCAUAGUUUAUGAAUUCAUGGAUAAUGGUAGCUUAGAAGAGUGGCUACACCCAAAUGCAACAUCAUCUCAUGGGAAUGAACUUCCGAAAAAGUUGAAUUUCAUUAAGAGGAUCAAUAUUGCAAUUGGUGUUGCUUCUGCACUCGAUUAUCUUCAUCACCAGUGCCAUAUCCCCAUCAUUCAUUGUGAUCUAAAGCCAAGCAAUAUCCUCUUAGAUGCUGAGAUGAUCGCACAUGUUAGCGACUUUGGAUUGGCGAAAUUCCUUCUUGGAUCAUCCCUUGGUGAAAUUCCUUCUUGGAUUGGUCACUUUGGUUAUGCUCCCCCAGAAUAUGCAAUGGGGUGCGAGAUUUCAAGAGAAGGUGAUGUCUACAGUUAUGGCAUUCUCUUGCUGGAGAUGUUCACAGGAUUGAGUCCCAUUGGUAAUACAUUUAGAGACAAUUUGACUCUUCAUAGUUUUGUCAUAGAAGCUUUGCCUGAAUGA